Messenger RNA from Antechinus flavipes (yellow-footed antechinus), 1356 nucleotides. RefSeq lists its product as uncharacterized. The record is from RefSeq and is a predicted model, not a curated record. The transcript is spliced from 13 exons. NCBI's taxonomy places the organism in Eukaryota, Metazoa, Chordata, Mammalia, Dasyuromorphia, Dasyuridae. The coding region runs from base 79 to 903 and encodes 274 amino acids.
UACGGUGGCGGCCUUCAUCUGCCCAGCAGGGGGUCCUCCUCCAAAGACUGCUCCAGGACAUGGUCUCCCUCAGAACAAAUGGAUUGGAAAAUGUGGGAAACAUUUAAUAGAACAGAGGGUGUGGUGGUGGCCUUGGCCUUCAUCUGCACAGCAGGGGGUCUGCCUACAAAGAAGCUCCAGGACGGGGUCUCCCUCAGACAAAUGCAUUGGAAAACCUGGGAAUCAUUCAAUGGACCAGAGGGUGCGGUGGCAGCCUUCACCUGCACAGUAGGGGGUCCUCCUCCAAAGCCAGCUCUAGGAAAUGGUCUCCUACAGACACAUGGAUGUGAAAACCUGGGAAAUAUUCAAUGGAACAGAGGGUGCAUUGGGGGCCUUCAUCUGCACAGCAGGGGGUCCUCCUCCAAAGACAGCUCCAGGACAUGGUCUCCCUCAGACACAUGGAUUGGAAAACCUGGCAAACAAUCAAUAGAACAGAGGGGGCAGUGGUGGCCUUCAUCUGCCCAGCAGUGGGUCCUCCUCCAAAGAGCUCCAGGACAUGGUCUCCCUCAGACAAAUGCAUUGGAAAACCUGGGAAUCAUUCAAUGGACCAGAGGGUGCGGUGGUGGCCUUGGCCUUCAUCUGCACAGCAGGGGUCUGCCUACAAAGAAGCCCCAGGACAGGGUCUCUGUCAGACAAAUGAAAUGGAAAACCUGGGAAAUAUUCAAUGGAACAGGUCUUGUUCCCAGAGUUCCUGGCCAGGCCCCUCAACUGCACAGAAUGGCAUCCUCCUUAUGUAGGAGUUCUAGAACAUUGGCAGUGAUUCCUGUGCAGCAAGAAGGGAAGUCCUCCCUAAAGAACAACACUCAUCCCUGGCGGGAGGAGACAUUUAGGAAAAUAGCCGGGGUCAAAUGCAUUUGGAGGUGACUGCUUGAGGGAGGAAUGAAGAAGGGACCUGAAACUCUCAAACUCCUUGAAGGAGAAAAUUUCCUUCAGCUCUGCCUCAGUGAGGGACCCCACUGGAGGGAAAGAAGAUAAACAGCUUCAUUCCGUUAUCUAGGUGCCAUUGGUUCCGUCCUGAGCUAAAAGAAUUUCAACCCUCAAUUAAAGAUCUUCUAUUCAAUUCAACUCCACCCACCAGCUUCAUUGGGAGGGAGAGCAGGCCUCCCUUGCAGCGAAAGAAAAUGGCAAUUAAAAACUCAAUGCUUUGCAGAGGUUCUAGCAUGCCAUCUAUGCCAUGCUCACUAUGCCAAGGAGGCCUCUGCCCACUGCAUAAUAUUCUUUUCCAAUGCUACCUCUCUUUAUCCUCACCUAUUUCCCUAACCUAUGCCUCUCUGUGAGGAUUUCUAACCUUACUUCCCAAUCCCUAUAAUAAAUGUC